Bradysia coprophila is the source of this 1639-nucleotide messenger RNA. RefSeq lists its product as uncharacterized. The record is from RefSeq and is a predicted model, not a curated record. Lineage: Eukaryota; Metazoa; Arthropoda; Insecta; Diptera; Sciaridae.
UGACCAACACAACACAAUAUUUCACAAUCAUUUUUCAAGAAAGACCUUUGUUAGGCGAACGCUAAAAUUUGUGUGAUUAACUCUUGAUUUGUGUUCAUUAAAUGUUCAAUGUUCAAUAAAUCAUAAGGAAUAUCCCAGUGCAUAGAGCGUUGUCCUUCGCUUUAUACGAUUGUUUGUAUGUGAAUCCAUAAGAGUCAGUUUCAAAACCGUCCGCAGUAACUGUUUGUUCCGUCAUAUCUACUGAUUUGGAUCGAAAUUUUCGAAUUCAGACUUCAUCGUAUAUUCAGCGAAAGAGAGUUUUUCUGUGAAAAUGGAAAAUCCAACUAAACGAAACCUGGACAUGGAAGAAGAAGAAGCCAAAGGCGACGAUCAAAUUUCAGCAAAACGACCAAAGACUGAAAAAUGUACAAUUCGAAGCAGCAAUUUGGCGACUUCCUUACCACUCCUGGAGCGUGAUGGACGUUCCAUAACGACAUUGUGCGUUGAAUAUCGUCUAACCGGAAUAAGACUAUUGCUUGAUGCAAUAGUCAAAUAUUGCGGAGAUAACAUAACCGCAAUGGAGCUCAUUUGCGAUUAUCCGCAUGAAGAGCGGCGAAACACGACCGAAUUCAAAGAGGGCAUCGUUCAUUUCCGCACAUUUCUGCGAGACUUCCACAGCCGUUUUCCUAAUUUGAGUGAAUUGAAAAUCGCGUACCAACAGAAGCCUGAUCCGGCUGACAUUAAACAUUGGGAUGAAAUAAUCAAAAACUUUCCAAUGCUAAGAAGUUUCGCCAUUAGACGGUGCCCGAAAUUUCCGUUGGAAGAUUUCUUUCGUGUGAAUGGCCAGUUGGAGCGCUUAACGUUGGAAAACUCUACGGAAUGGCGCAUUGAACGAGAUUUCCUCGAAACGAUGGACGAACUGUUACCCAGUCUCAACUAUUUGGAUAUGGAGUUCGUGAACGCUCAUCGGCCCAUGUAUGCACAGCCAUUCGGUCAGACCUAUUUCAAGAAUUUGCAAACACUGAAGGUGUACAGCCACAACAAAGAACAUUCGAAUGUUCUCCGAUUUUUAAGUCCAUCCGCCAACAAACUUGAAAAAUUUGUUUUUCUGGUGACUGGUAAUCUGGACGAAAAGGUGAUGAAAAUGCUAUCGUACUACAAGCAGCUCAAACAAUUGGAAUUCAGAACAUGCCUGACUAAUUUACAGUUACUGGUUUUGUCUGCUCAAGUGCCCCAAAUCGAAACGUUGACCAUGAGUUUCACAAAGAGAGCCGUCACAGGAUUGGGAAUCGUCAAAUUGAUCGACGAUUGCAAACGAUUGACGAAAAUUGUAAUGCAUCCCGAGUUUAAAGUGUACGACGAUGAUAUAAAGGCAUUGUGCAAGCCGAUCAACAACAAACUGAAAGAGAACGUGUGGACAGUCGAUAAUGAGGAUGGUUCGAUUACAAUCACCAAAAAAGGAGCUAAGUCUAGCGGCACCGUUGCGUCGACAUCUAAAGCAAAUGUUUGAAUUUCGCUUUCCUUUGUUUAAAACUUGAAUUUCUUUAUCAUUUUCUUAAAAAACGAACUACAACCGUUACGGUUCAUCGACUAUGAUAUUACAUGUUAAAUGUAUGAUUCUCUGAGCAGACGCUCUAAAUAAAAACUAAAAAAUUUCGAC